Messenger RNA from Sabethes cyaneus, 3628 nucleotides. It is a transcript of the gene Pep, whose product is annotated as zinc finger protein on ecdysone puffs. Bases 156 to 2090 code for a protein of 644 amino acids. The record is from RefSeq and is a predicted model, not a curated record. Gene Ontology annotation, cellular component: nucleus. The transcript has 6 exons. NCBI's taxonomy places the organism in Eukaryota, Metazoa, Arthropoda, Insecta, Diptera, Culicidae.
GUUUCGUGUUCAAUUGAUUUUGUUCUUUCGCGGUGUCAAGUACCUUUCCUCCAUUGUAGUAAAUUUCAUAGCAAAGUGUCUCAGUUUUUCAAGUGAUUUUUUUCUUAUCAAGAUAAACUCCGAAGUUUGAAACAAAAAGAUAUCCAAGUGCUGCAAUGGCUUAUCGCAACAACAACCGUCGUAACGGAGGUGGUGGUGGCGGUGGUGGCAAUUUCGGCAACAACUACGGUGCUGGCCGAAUCAAUCCUUGGGACACGGGUGUGGGCGGGGGCCGUGCUAAUAAUGACGCCCUCACGUUAGCAAACAGUCUGAUUAAUAAUUUACUCCGCAAUCAAAACUCCAAUCAGGUUCCGCCGUCGCUCCUGGACGGCGUUCAAUCGUCCCGAUUCGACGAUAUGAACGGAUUCAACUUCAUACGGAAUCGGUACGGCAAAAACCGUAAUAGUAACGGCCCCUAUAAAGGUGGCAUUCGUAAACCGGAUGCAUUCACCCGUUCCAAGAAUGUUCUGGCCAAAAAUUCCCAUAAUAAAAACAAAGAUAAAGAUGCUAAAGAUUCGAGCAAGAAAGAGAGCAACAAGCAGGGAGCAAACAAAAAGGGCGGCAACUCAAGCAAUGCCAGCAGCAGCAAGCAGCAGCAGACCAAAUCAUCGCCGUACGCUGAUGUCUCGAAUGAGUACUUGUACUGUCACAUGUGUGACAAGCACAUGUACGAUGCAACUUCGUUCGAGAAUCACAUUACCGGUCGUACCCAUCGGGUCAUGAAGGAGAGCAUCGAGGAGAGCUAUCGUAUGCGCGCGACAUUGCUGCGCCAGGAAGCGCGGAUCGCGGAACAGUUGAAGACGAUCGAAAUUGACCGGCUCAAGCGCAUGGGUAAGGCCAAGAAUUACUCCAAGAUGCGUGAGUACUGCCCGAUGUGCGAGCUCUUCUUCUACGGGCACAUCAUCGCACAUCGGCGCUCCGAGAAACAUUUGGAUCUGAAAAAAUUCUUGCAUCCCAAGUGCGAUGACUGCGAGCUUGAGUUCCAUAACCGCACUGAACACGAUGACCAUCUGCUGUCUGUAGUUCAUAUGAAGAAUUGCAAGACUAAACCAAGCCGACUUGACAUCGAGAAAAAAGCAAAACAAUUGGUCAUCUCCACUGCUAAUGAUGAAUUGCUAGACAUUCGUGAAGAAACGGCCCCGAAAAGUAAGAAGAAGGAUAAAGAUGCUGCCUCUUCGGCAGCGAAAAAAACUGAACAAAAACCCUCGACAUCCGGUGCCGCAUCUGGCGAGAACGGUGAAGCUGUCAAGCCAGACUCGGAAUCGGCUCUCGAAAAAUCGACCACAGAAGAAGGAGCAGCGGCUGAAGAAUCCAAAAUGGAAGAAGACGUCCCGGAGGACGAAGUCGCCAAGGACGAAGAAAGCGCCGAUUGCAUCUUGGACUACAAACCGGGUGAUGAGAUCGCUCCGGAGAUCGAUAACAAACUACCACGGUACAAUAAGAAUCGUGCGCUUGGUAUUAGCCUAAUCGGUAAACUCGAAUGUCACGAGUGCCGCAUUUGUCACAAGUAUUUCGAUACAGAGGCUACAGGUGAAAUCCAUGCCCGCACGCAUUCGCAUUACCGCGCGUUCAUUCGCUUCUUGAAUGAAAAAGCCAUGGAGGUGCGUAUCUCGCAGAAGCGUGCAGCCGUCGCUCUGGAAGAGGCUGAAGCCGCCAAGAAGCAAAAGUUGGCUAAUGAAGAGAAAAAAACCGACGAGAACGGAGACGCCGAGAAGAAGGAUUCCGAGCUGUACGACCCGUCUGAGGCCACAGGUGAAGAAUCUGGCGACGCCAGCAUGGCUGACGACAGCAAGAGUGAGGACGCUAACGGGCUCAGCGAAUCGCAGCUGGAGCCAAUGGAGACGGAGAACGCUGAAGCGAACAAGGGCGAAGCGACCGCUUCUGCGGAUGAUAAGUCCACCGCUUCUUCCGCUGAGGCCGCCAGCAAGACUGACGAUUCCUCUAAGGAGGAACCUAAGCCCGAGAAGGAGCAGGAGCAGCAGAAGACUCCCGCCAAGAAUAGCCGACGUGGACGGGGCAACCGUUCCGGUCGCUAUGGUGGACGCUACUAAAAUAUGCAAAAAACUAAAACUUUAAACUCAGAUUCAUCCCCGAAUUUAAGCUUUUAAACUGAACCAACGUUUUUCGUGCAGAUUUAUCAGAGCUAUUCUGGAUUAUACACAAUGUGAGCAAAAUAUACUGCUAGUUAUAUUUUCAUACUAUCAACUUUUAAUAUUUCAUCAUACUAACAGUUGUAAUGCUGCAACGCAAAACCAAAAGUUUUUAUUGGUUUAGUUUAUUCCCUAAUUACUGAAACUGUUGAGUAAUUACGUUAAAUCAUAUCCCUUUAGUGUAUAUUUCUAAAUAUGAUGCAGCAUGACAUUUUUAUUUUAUACUUCAUUAAAUUAAAUAUGUUAUGUUUUGCUGUAACGCAAUAUGCAGAAGCAUGAAUAACUAUAGAAAACCAUGAAAAAGCGUUAAUCGAAAACGAUUUCUACAAAAGCAAACAAAAAAAAAGAAGAAGAUAAUCACCAACAUUCAAAGCAGAAAAACCAAUAUUUCUAGCAAAUGUGCACUCGGGUGCUUCUGAUUCUGUGUCGUCCAGGCUUUUCGUACUGACCUGCACCGACAGAUGCGCAAAAGUAAUCUGCCUUCGGGCAAUCAUUCAUUUGCGGAGCGAUUCUUUUCGUACUCGAUACUCCAGGAAGACGAGUGCACAUUUUCACGUAUCUAUUAGUAAUUUAUGGGUAUUUGUGUACGUUUAUGCUGUUCCGUCAGCUAGACACAACCAACAAUAUUUAAUGAAACUAAAGCAUAAUAUAUUCUCUCAAAUGUAAGCAAAAUAAAGCAACUUUAAAAUUAAUCAUUAAAUUCUCGGUAUCGUUAAGUAAUCUAACUAAAACUAUAAAACCAACAUUCAAAUGUAAUUGUAUUUCACCAGAAAAAAAUGUAGUAGCAUUGUUGUGAGGCAAAUUGUAAACCUCUGCAGAAUAAAAUAAUUGCUUCUCUUUGUGUAGUUACAGCAUAAAAACACAAUACUGUGCAUCAGAUUCAAUGAUUUUCUCUGAGCAAUCCAAACAGAGAAUUAAUUUUAUCACGUUGGACAAAAAAAGCACGAUCAGAUGAGCAAGAUUGUUAAUGUACCUACUAACUCACAAACAUACACACAAAGUUCAAGUUAUGCCAAUCUAGGAUGCAGCCGCAGCUAUCACGAUCGCUGAAGCGCUUUUCGAACCAGGUCUAUAAAAGUUACUGUAGCCGAAAAUGCCGCAAGCUGCGCAUUGUUUGUAGCAAUCCAAUUGUUGAGAUUCAGGAUGAAGUUUAGUAGCAUCAGUCGCCGGAAUAGCGAACACUCACUUGAAAAAUGUACGUGAUGAGAAAGUUGUAUUCCAAGAUAAAGUAUUCGUUGCACGCUAAAGUGAAAUAAACCGAUAUGAUGCGAUCGACACAAGCGCAGAUAGAAACAAAAAAACUGACAUUAAAUACAAGCAUACAGACAAAUACCCGAUGUAACUGAGCAUAAUUGUGAAACCGAGAAUAUUCUUCUAGUGAUUGACAAAAAUAAAACCAAGCAAAAAUCUGAGUUUAAAAACAAAUUGGCCUUAUUUUU